AAUUUUUCCGAAUUUGAAUAUUAUUCAACCACUUCAAGGCGGCGUCACGAACAACGAUUACGAGUGAGUUCGAAGUCGCCGUUAAGGCUUUUUGGGUCUACAGAUUGCAUUCUAGUGUAAAAUUCAAAUAAUCGACAUGGCCAAGUCUAGGCGGAAUAGAGCCAAAGGCGGCCAGCGCUCCGACCCUAUCGCAAAGCCUGUGAAGCCGCCCUCAGACCCUGAACUGGCUGCCAUCCGCGAGAAGAGUAUCCUCCCAGUCAUCAAGGAUCUCCAGAGCUCCGACCCUAAGAGUCGCACUACCGCUGCUGGUGCUAUAGCCAAUAUAGUCCAGGAUACCAAGUGCCGGAAGUUACUGUUACGGGAGCAGAUCGUUCACAUUCUUCUCACAGAGACCUUGACAGACGCAAGCUUAGAAAGCAGGGCGGCCGGCUGGGAAAUCUUGAGGGUUCUCACAGCCGAGGAAGAGGCCGACUUCUGUGUACAUUUAUACCGGAUAGAUGUGCUCACUGCUGUUCAACAUGCCUCUACAAAAAUUACCGAAGCUAUAAACUCGCCAAAUGCCGCUUUUAGCAAGAGGUCCAAAGCCGAGCAGAAUUUCGUUUGGUGUAUUGCCGAGGCGCUCACCGAAAUCAUAUCAGCCCUGGCCGCAGCUCAAGAUGAAGCGCUUGAUGCGUCCAGCCAGAACCAAGAAAUUCUGCGGUUUCUCUUCACCUUGGUAUCAUAUGACUCCACCACAGCAUCAGUAAUUAGAAGUGCACUUUCAUGCAUGAUCACUCUAUCUGAGGAUAACCGCCAGUUCGUGGAAGCCAUUCUCGGCGACAGCACACAUCAAUGCUACAAGCACCUGAUGACUUUCAAGAAUAGCGAUGGCUUCAAAGCUGCUUUUGCUUGUGGUGUGCUCCACAAUAUAUUCUCAGUAAUGGACUGGAACGACCAGAAUCCCGGCAGAGAUGGGGCUUGCGAUGCUAUCCUCGUCCCCACACUAUCUCAGACUCUGGAGCGUACCAGCCUGAAAGAUGAUAUGACAAAUGGAAAUAGCUCGGGGAGUCCGGCAGACAUCCUACAAAUGGCACUCGAAGUCCUAGCAUCAAUUGGAACGGCCCUACAGGAUUCACUUGGCAAAGGGAGCCGAGCGAAGAAACCAGUUCGGGAAGGAUUAAACGGUGAAGACGAUGCGAUGGAUGCAGAUGAUAAUGAAGAAGACAUCUCUGGCGACGAAAAAUUGGCUGAUGAAGAUGAUGAGAUGGAUGAAGACGAAAUGGAAGCUGACAUGGACAUGGUAACAGGAGCAGACGACGAUGCAGAUGCGCCCUCGGGCAUCGACGAUUUGCCAACAUUGAGGGAAUUAAUUCAGAAAGCGAUCCCACAAGCAGUGAAACUCUUCCAGACCAUCCAGGGAACGGACGAAUUAUCGACUCUAAUUCGCACCCACGCUCUUACUGCGCUCAGCAAUGUUGCAUGGACAGUAAGCUGCAUUGACUUUAGCGAAGGUGCAAAUGCUGCUAUUUUACAAGCCUGGAUACCGGUGGCGAAACUCAUGUGGAACAAUGCAGUAGCGCCGGUCCUGGGUAGCAAUACAUCUGAUGUUAGCUUGGCCACUAUCGUGACGAGCCUUGCGUGGGCGGUUGCUCGAACAUUGCAUGAGCAAUCGUUUUUAAAAGGAGAUGAGCACAAGAAGUUCAUAUCACUCUAUCACGCGUCAAAAAGUCUAGACGGUAGCACAGAAGACCCUUUCCAAAGCCUAGGGGUGAAGUGUAUAGGGGUACUCGGCCAGCUAGCUCUCGACCCAGCACCAGUCGCCCUGAACCGCGAAAUCGGUGUUUUCCUCGUCACAGUGGUUGCUGCGCUGCCUGAAACACCCGCCGCGGACUCCGUUGAGGCACUCAACCAGUUGUUUGAUAUUUAUGGCGAUGAGAAGAGCACCCAUGACCGAGAGGUGUUCUGGAAGGACAACUUUUUGCAGCACAUAGAGGCGACAGUACCAAAGGUGAAGGCGAUGGUUAAGACGGUAGAUAAGAGGAAGUCAAGUGAGCUUCGAGCUCGGGCGGAGGAAGCAAGCCUGAACCUUUCUAGGUUCAUCCAGUACAAGCAGAAGCAUCGACCAUAGGGUAGACAGUUGUCUCAGGCUGAAGUUCUUGGAGUCUCAUAGUACGACUCAACUAAGAUUUAGAGCCGUGUAAACCGGUACCAUCUAGGUUAAUAAAAAGGAAACAAGUCACCUUCAUUGAGACAAGUAUGUUUCACUGGCCAUAUAUAUCAUGAUCAAAAUAGUCAAUCAAAACAUACCUCGCUGAUCAGUCCACGGUAAUGAAGGUAAGUCGUCACAAGAGUGAGACGA
Xylaria bambusicola is the source of this 2338-nucleotide messenger RNA. RefSeq lists its product as uncharacterized. Gene Ontology annotation, biological process: protein import into nucleus; ribosomal large subunit biogenesis. The coding region runs from base 137 to 2107 and encodes 656 amino acids. Lineage: Eukaryota; Fungi; Ascomycota; Sordariomycetes; Xylariales; Xylariaceae. The transcript has 2 exons. The record is from RefSeq and is a predicted model, not a curated record.